Molecule: messenger RNA, 10654 nt
Organism: Gadus chalcogrammus (walleye pollock)
Lineage: Eukaryota; Metazoa; Chordata; Actinopteri; Gadiformes; Gadidae
Gene: tnrc6c2
Product: trinucleotide repeat containing adaptor 6C2
Exons: 22
Coding region: 788-6856 (2022 amino acids)
Biological process (GO): miRNA-mediated post-transcriptional gene silencing; positive regulation of nuclear-transcribed mRNA poly(A) tail shortening
Cellular component (GO): nucleoplasm; P-body
Molecular function (GO): protein binding; RNA binding
Source: RefSeq, a predicted model, not a curated record
GUGCAUUGGACCACUGCCUCGGCUGCGUCGUCUCCCUGGGAGGGGAGAGAGCUGUGUUGUUAGUUUGAACAAAAUGGCUGCAGGAUCCCUGUCAGCGAGAGCGCACUGAACGCGUAUAAUGACUGUCCACUCCUCCGUUUGGAUUCACCGAGAAUGUAUUUUCCUGGAUUCAUUUUUCAACUCGCAUUCGCGCUAGCCAGCUCGUCGGUCAGAUGUUGUGGCUCCAGCUAGCUUCCCAGCUAGCAACCUAAAUCGAAUACAUUUCUUUUUGCACUUUAAAAACAAGUUGGCUCCAUGCGCACUCGUCUGCGCUUUUAAUUCGAAUUGUCUCAAUCUUUCUCCUGCAAAACCUUGUGGUCAAAUCGAUGACACACGCCAACUACAGCGCACACUAUUCAGCUGCUUUCAGAAUAUUUUUUUUGCGUUAGUUUCUUGACCUAUGCUUAUUUCCACCGAUAUAUAUCGUGACGGUGGUUGAACGAACUGAUUCGAGCAAGUGUUACUUUUUGAGGAUUUUCACUGCAAAAAGAGUGGCUGUGUGUGUCUGGCUGUCUAGCCAUUGUUAAACGUUACCUCGGUGAUCCGCCACCCAUCUGCUCACGCAGCAGUCGGCACCCCAGCCUCCGCACGGCGGCCCAGCGCGUCUCCUUACACGUCUCCUUACGGGUACUUUAUCAAGACAAGGUUCAGGACCCUUCCUCUGCUGAAAACCUCCGCCAUACGCCAACACUUCACUGCUGAUGCGCCAGCUGAGAGGAGAGAGUGAAAGAAGAACGAGAACCAUUUGAUGGAAAAAAAGAAAAGGCAAGAAGAGAAAACCAAGACGGACGCCGCUCAGAAAAAGGCUGCUGAUCAGAAAACCAAAGUGCCAGCGCCUGCGGCUACUACGCCGAGCCCUGGCCCGCCCCGCCAUCACCUCCAUCCCUCCAGUCCCACGCCGUCCCUCGCUACCUCUUCCCCCUCCUGCGCUUCUUCCGGCAAUGGCAAGCGUGCCUCCGCUGCCGGCCAUACCCCGAGUCCCGGCCCCCCUCAGCAGCAGCAGUGCCAGACGUCCUCAGCCAGCACCCGCUACCCGCCCCGAGAGGUGCCCCCUCGCUUCCGCCAGCAGGAGCACAAGCAGCUGCUGAAGAGAGGCCAGCCUCUGCCCGCCGGACCCCUCGGAGGCCCCCCCCCGCCCAGCGCCACCUCCAGCGACGCACCUAACGCUGCCAAGCGCCUUCCAGACGCGUCCCUCCAGGUCGGCCCUGGUGCCCAGUAUGAGACAUCCCACUGGGGGGCUCCAUCGCCAAUCAACGCCCCCUCCGGAGCCGGCAGCUGGGACAAAGUGAUCAAGGGUCCAGACACAAAUUCCUGGCCGUCCACCGACAGCGACUCAAAGCACUCGACGGCGUCAGAAUGCCCACUGGGCUGGGCUGACGCGACCACAGACAGCAGCGCCACCACCACCACCACCGGUACUCCCAGCAGCAGCAGCAGUACCAGUCUGAGGAUGGCCACGGGGGCCACAGGCCAGCAGGCCCACUACUCCUCCCUGAAGGGGAACGCCAACAUGAUGCCGGGCCCGGGUCCCAUAGGGGCCAACAGCAUGGCCAGCCGCGGCUGGUACUCCGACGGCAAACAGGACAUGAUGAACGGCGGCCGGACGGGCGGACCGCACGGCUGGGGCACGCCCGGCUUCAACCUGAACCUCACCCCUACCGCCAACCCCUCGGCGUGGCCGGUCCUGGGCCAGGAGGGCGGGGGCAUGGGCCCCAACGGGCUGGCCAACACCGCCUCCCUGCCCCACGGGAUGAACGGGAACGUGGCCAACGGGAUCCUGGGCGAUCCGGGCAAAGGCAGCUACGGCGGCAUGAUGAGCCCCGACGGUGGCGACAUGCAGCGCACCUCGUCCAACGCCAAGAUGUCCUACGGCAUGGAGCCCGCCAAGCCCUGCAGCGACGGACCCAGCCACACUCAACGACAGCAGCAGCAGCAGCAGCAGCAGCAGCAGCAGCAGGCCCCAGAGCCCAUGAGCCCCGCCCAUGGGAUGCCCGGCUGGGGGGGCCAGUCCCCUACGGAGUCCUCCCAGCUCAACGAGGAACUCACGGGCAGCUCUGUGUGGGGGGGCGGGGACCCCAAGCCGGCCGACACCUCCAAGGACUCCGGCUGGGACUCCAACCCCUCGGGGGGCCACUCCGGCUGGGGCCGGCAGGGCAGCGGCGGGGGCAGCGGCGGGGGCAGCGGCGGGGGCAGCGGCGGCGGCGGCUGGGGAGAGUGGGGGAAGCCCCCUGGGGGAGGAGGUGAAGGCACCAAGGGGUGGGACUCGGCCGAAGCCGGGAGCCCGGGGUCCGGCCCGGAGCAGCAGCAGCAGCAGCAGCAGCAGCAGCAGCAGCAGCAGCAGCAGCAGCAGCAGGGUUCCUGGGGGCAGCAGCCCGGGAAGGCCCCCGCCAGCGAGGGUAGCGGGGACAGCACCGACGGGCGUUCCCACCGGGACAGGACCUCCAGCAUGGACGUCUCUCCCAUGCUGCCCCGCCAGGAUCUGGACCCCAGGGUGCUGUGCAACACCGGCUGGGGCCAGACGCCUGUCCGGCAGCACACUGUCUGGGAGAUGGACGAGGCCGCCGCAGACGGAGAGAAGAGCGGCGGCGGCUCAGACAAAUGGGGGGGCUCCUCCUCCAGCGGGGGUCCCUCCAGCGGCGGACAUUCCAGCGGGGGUCACUCCAGCGGGGGUCACUCCAGCGGCGGGCACUCCAACAAUGGCGGGCACAGCGCCGGCGGCCCCUCCAACGGCAGGCAUUCCGACGGAAGCACGGCGCACCCCAACCCAGGCCCCGGCCCCGGCCAUAGGCCAUGCUCCGGGGGUAAGAACGAGAGCUCCGGCGGGCCCUCUGGCUGGGGGGCACCCCCGCCUCAGCCAGCCCAGACCGGAUCGGGAUGGGGUGAACCUCAACCGCCGGCGAGCAAGGCCCCCCACAGCAACAGCAAUGGCGGCGGCAGCAACAACGCCGGCUGGGGCGAGCCCACGCCUGCCAACGGCCCCAAGAACGGAGGCCCCCAGUCCUGGGGCGCCGAGGAGAAGUCCCCCGGCUGGGGCGAGGCCCCCGCAAAGAGCCAGCAGGCCAACUGGGGCGAGGGCCCCAAGAACCCCCAAGGCUGGGGGAACGGCAGCGGAGGCUCCAACGGAUCCAGCACCGGAGAGUGGGGAGAGACGGACAAGAAGAAGAACAGCCCCCGCAACAGCAUGUGGGACGGAGAGGGCGGGAAUGAUGGAGGAGGAGGGGGAGGAGGGGGAGGAGGAAGAGGAGGCGGAUGGAAGGAUAGUACCAGAGGAGGAGGAGGAGGAGGAGGAGGAGGAGGUGGUGGACCCGGGGGUUGGGGUAAGCCUACCCCGGCCGCGGCACCCAACAGCUGGGGGGGAGAGAACCAGCGGGCCAACGGUCCCUCCCAGCAGGGCGGCUGGGGCUCCUCUAAGCCCCAGGAGAGCAGCAGCAGCAGCAGUGGCAGCGGAGGCGGCGGCGGCGGCGGCGGAGGUGGCAUGGGGUCUUGGGGUGGGCCCGGUACAGUGAAGCAGAGCGGCUGGGGAGGCGCUGGGGGAGGCGGUGGAGGAGGUGGAGGCGGUGGAGGCGGAGGCGGUGGAGGCAAACAGGAGCAGGGUGCAGAGUCCACGGGCUGGGAGGAGCCCUCCCCACCCUCCAUCCGCAGGAAGAUGGAGAUCGACGAUGGCACCGCCACCUGGGGGGACCCCAGCGGCAACGGCAAGUCGGUCAACAUGUGGGAUCGCCACCACCCCAGCGGUAACCAGGGUAACGGCGGCCCGCCUCCACCGCAACAAGGCAAGAACGGCGGCAUGUUCAACAACAACAACAUCCACUCGGUCGGCCCCGGCAACCCCAAUCACAAUCACAACCAGCACCACCACCACCCACCCCCUCAUCACAUGCAGCACCACCACCACUCCGGCCACGGACAACCCCCUACUCACCCCCACAACCACGGCAACAACAACGGAUCAACCAACGCCCCCCCACCGCACCAGGGUGGGGGCUCGCAGGGUCGACCCCCCAUCGCCAACCCAGGUUGGGGAGAGCUGCCCAGCAGCGUUCAGGCUAAGUCUGAGCCUGCGUGGGGGGAGCCGGCCGCCCCCUCCUCGGCAGUGGACAACGGCACGUCGGCCUGGGGGAAGCCCCCCGCCGGCAUGGGCAGCUGGGCCGACGGGGGCACGGACCCCUCCGGCCCCUACGGCCGGUCCCAAGGACCCCCAGGCCCUGCACCCUGCAAGCUAGGCCCCAAACCUAUGCAAGACGGCUGGGGAGGCGGCAGUGAUGAGAUGGGCCUGUCUGGAGGCCAAUGGGACCACACCGACGACGGGGACAUGUGGAACAGUCCCACCUCCCAGGAGGGCAGCUCUCCCUGCAACUCCUGGGGCAACGGCCCCAAGAAGAUCCCAUGCAAGAAGAUGAGCAGCAAGCCAGAUGACGCCUGGAUCAUGGGCCGUCUCAUCAAACAGCUGACUGACAUGGGCUUCCCGAGAGAUCCUGCUGAAGAAGCCCUGAAGAGCAACAACAUGAAUCUGGACCAGGCUAUGAGUGCUCUGCUAGAGAAGAAGACGGAGCUGGACAAGCGGGCCAUGACCAUGUCUGACUACACCAACGGCAUGAGCAAGGCACUGGGCUGCCGGCCCUCCGCCCACCCCAAAGACUCCUCCGAUCGCAGUGCUUUCCUUGACAAGGACGGGGGUCUGUCUGACGACGCCCCCCCCUCACCGUUUCUGCCUUCCCCCGCUCUGAAGCUGCCCGGGUCCAACAGCGGUCUGCCCGGCCACGGUCUGGGACAGGGCGGCCCCGCCGGGAUGGCCAUGCAAAACUUGAACAACAGACAGAUGCCCAGUGGAAUGUUUAGCAGUAAUGGAGCAGCACAAGCCAGGGCCAUGCAGCAGCAGCAGCAGCAGCAGCAGCAGCAGCAGCAGCAGCAGCAGCAGCAGCAGCAGCAGCCUCCUCAGCCACCCGUGCCCCUCAGCUCCGCCCAGCCUAGUGUCCGUGCUCAAGUGCCUCAGUUUCUCUCCCCUCAGGUUCAAGCACAGCUCUUGCAGUUUGCCGCAAAAAAUAUUGGUCUGAACCCUGCACUUUUAACCUCGCCAAUAAAUCCUCAACAAAUGACCCUGUUGUACCAACUCCAGCAACUGCAAAUGGCGUACCAGCGUUUACAGAUCCAGCAGCAGAUGAUGCAGGCACAGCGAAACAUGUCCGGUCCAAUCAGACAACAAGAGCAGCAAGUUGCACGUACAAUCAGCAACAUGCAGCAGCAGAUCCAGCAGCACCAGCGCCAGCUCUACCAGGCCCUGUUGAUGAAGCAGCAGCAGCAGCCUCCCUCCCACCUGUCCUCCUCUUCCUCCUCCUCCUCCUCCUCCUCCUCCUCCGCCGGACUGCACCCGUCUGCCAGCCAAGCUGGGGGUCUCGGGAAGUCCCUCCUGGACGCCUUCCCGGGACAGCACCAGAACCCGGGCCUCUCUGACUCUCUGCACAUCAAAGAGCAGGCCUCCUCCCCGGGCAGUGGCUACAGCUCCUACCCUCUCUCUGGACUCAAUCCAAACAUGAAUGUAAACUGCAUGGAGGUUGGGGGCCUCUCUCUGAAGGACCCCCCCCAGCCCCAAUCUCGUUUGUCCCAGUGGACACACCCCAACUCUAUAGACAACUUCUCUGCCAACUCCACACACAUGGAGAACAACCUCAACAAGCACGGGGCCAUUUCUGCUGCCUCCAGCCUGGGCCCCUCCGGGAAGGGCCCCCAGAUGGAGGACUCCUACAGUCCCUACGGCCUGAUGUCCGGCUCCGACUCCUCCACCAACAGUCUGGGGCCACAGGACAGCUGGGGCCAGUCCAAGAGCCCUAACGAGAAGCCCUCCAACGGGAACAACAUCAACUGGCCCCCCGAGUUCUGCCCGGGUGUCCCCUGGAAGGGCCUGCAGAACAUUGACCCUGAGAACGACCCCAACAUGACCCCUGGCAGCGUGCCCAGUGGCCCCACCAUCAACACCAACAUCCAUGACGUCAACAGAUACCUGCUGCGGGACCGCAAUGGAGGCAAAAUGUCCGACAUGAAGUCGGCCUGGUCCCCGGGGCCCAUCACCCACAGCCAGGCGUCCCUGUCCCACGAGCUGUGGAAGGUGCCCCAGGGGCCCCGUAGCAGCGUGGCCCCCUCCCGCCCCCCGCCCGGCCUCACCAACAGCAAACCGGCGCCCUCCAGCGCCUGGGGGAGCAACUCCCUGGGCCUGGCUCAGGGCUGGAGCAGCUCCUACACCUCUGAAGGCGCCACCUGGAGCACCGACAGCCCUCACAGGACCAGCAGCUGGCUGGUGCUGAGGAACCUCACCCCCCAGAUUGAUGGCUCAACCCUGAGGACCCUAUGCAUGCAGCACGGCCCCCUGAUCACAUUCCACCUCAACCUGACCCAGGGCAACGCCGUGGUGCGCUACAGCUCCAAGGACGAAGCCGCCAAGGCCCAGAAGUCCCUGCACAUGUGUGUCCUGGGGAACACCACCAUUCUGGCUGAGUUUGCCGGCGAGGAGGAGGUGAACCGCUUCUUUGCACAAGGCCAGUCGCUAGGGGCGACCACCACUAGCUGGCAGGCCAACCCGGGAACAAAUCAGACCCGGAUGGGCGGGGCCACGCAGGCCCAUCCCAUGAGCCAGUGGGGCAGCAGCUCCGGCGGGGGCGGGGCCAAGUCGGGCGGAGGGGAGCUGCUAUGGGGGGGGGGCGCCCCCCAGUACUCCAGCCUAUGGGGACCCCCCGGGGGCGGAGACGAUACCCGCGGAAUGGGAAGCCCCUCCCCUAUUCACACUCUGCUGCCUGGAGACCUGCUGAGCGGAGAGUCCAUGUAGGACGGCUCCACUAACCCUAACCCCCCCCACACCCCCCCACACCGGGACUCUGGGGCUGGGGCCCCCAGUGGAGGAGAAGGAUAUGGGAGAAAAAAAAAACAUAAACGGACAGUACAGUUUCAUCAUGGCCAGGAGAGAAACCCAAGCAAAUCAUGUGGCGAUAAUCAGUAUCAAUGUAAGCUGUUCUGGCCUGCGAUUGGUGGAUCAGAAGCCUGGGGUCUUCACCAACCGUUCGAGACUGCAGACUUCCAGCUCCUCUGAUUCACCUCCACUCUGCUCCUCCUUUUGAGCCUUUUCUUUACUCUGUUCUUUUUUGUACUAUUUGUUCCAUGGAGGGAAGAAAACGAACAAAUGUGACUUACGUUCCGAACCACACAAAGAGAUCCUUUAAGUGUUUUGUUUUGAAUCUCAGUUCACCCAUGGAUAAUACGUGACACUCGAUGUGAGGUGUUUUUUAAAAAGCAAUCAAAGCUGCCAUUUCAAAACGUUCCUUCUCCCUCAAAACAACAAGAAGCAUAAAAAACCAACCGCUCCCAAACUGAAGACUGAAGAGCGGCCGUGCGCUGCUGGUUCUUCGUGGCCAAUGACGACUCGGUUGAUAAAAAAAAAAAAGAAAAGAAAAAAACAACAAAGAAAAAAAGACAACACAGACCUUUGUACUCGUUCAUGUUUGUUUCUAAGCACUAAAUAUUAAGCCUUAAGUGCUCUCCGGGCCCAGGUUCCUUCCCAAGGCCCACCUCGUUUCCGUUUGUCUCUGAAGCUGAAGAAGUAGCUGAAUACUUGCACAGUUCCAACUCUGAGCCAGCAGGUGGCGUGGGACACGAUUGGUGACCAACCAUGUUACUGGGGCGACCGAAGAAGAAGAAGAAAAAAAAAAAGACUGGUCCUAUUGGCUGGCCCUGCCAGUUUGAUUAGUGGUCUCAAAGGGAUUGACACUGCUGUUUGUUUCUGGGUUCGAAUCUGUUGUUGUUUCGUUUGCCAACCUGUAUCGGCAAAAGUCCGUUGUUUUUUUUUGCCCAAUAUCUAUUGCAACUUAAUACGCUGAAAGAAGAUUAUUCGCAGACCUAGCUUGAGUGUUUUUUCUUUUCAUGUGCGUGUGUUUGUACGUUUGUGUGUGUGUAGUACACACACACACACACACGCUUGUUCGUCGGGUGGCAACUAAUCAACGUCUGACAGUAUCCUGUACUGCUCGGACGAACGUGGGCGCCGAUGGGUGCCUCAUCAACUCUGUGAUCUGCCCCCUGGGGACCAGACAGGUCCCCACAUCACUUCAUCUUGUUGUGACGAUUAUGACAUUGUGCAAUAUUUACACACACCACAGACUCCUCUUCCUUGCGUUACAAAGUCCACCAAUGACGAGCACUUAACCAUUGGAUCACUAUUUUUUUUUUUACCUUUUUGAAACCAUGGGGGGGGGUUUUGGAUCUAGCGAAACCAGACACCCAGCCUACCGGGCUGAACACGGAACCCUGAACCCCCCCCCCCUCCUCUCUUGUUGGACAGACUUUGCAAAGAGGAAGAAGCCAGUGUUGUGCAUUGGUAUAUGAACUGGACUGGAGAGCCUUGAGUGGCUCGUACAUCGCAACGCACAACUUUCCUCCUCAAAGUGUGAGUGCCCCGCGGACAUGACCCCACACAGGCUGACCCCCCCCCCCCCCCCCCCCCUCCCGGUCGGGACGGCUGGUUCCGGGUAUCAGGCACAAUACCAAAUAAGAUGGGUUCUCACAAUGCAGUAGACCGACGAGUGUUCCGUGCAUUUGGUACUGUACAAAAAAAAACUUUUAUAAAUUCAAAGGGUUCACUUAUGAAGAGCAAAGUCGAUUCAACUGCAAUCCAAUAAAUCAAAAGGAGCAGCAAAAAAAAAUACACAAAUGUAACAAAAAGAAGAAAGGUGAAAUAUGCUUCUCCUAUGUACUGUACGUACUCCUGGACGAGCAUCCAAGACGAAGGGAAUCAAAACGAAACUGAACAAUGUUUGACCGCAGUGUUUGAUUUCCCUUCUUUUGGGAGUUUUCCUUUUGGAUUGGUCACGCAACAAUAUCAAAGUGAAGAUCACUGUUACUCCGGACGUGGAGCCUGGUUCUGCUCAGAAGAGCUGCAACGUUUCUGGUCUCCGGCCCCGCCCCCCCCUCCCCCCGUCGCCCAGUUCGAGGGGAGAGGUGUGGGGGGGGGGGGCUACGGGGGCGGGUCCACAGAGUGCCUCUCGAUGCGGUGCCCCCGCUCAGUUUGUCCUGUCAGAAGGGCGACCCCAGCACAGCACUUCCUGUCAGAACCCCCCCCCCCCAAGACCACCAACACAACUUCAGCCUGGCGGGAAAUGGCUGCUGCGAGGCCAGCCCAACGUUUUUUGGGGCCUGGCGCCUCACAAGGCACUUUGGGUCCUGCUUGACCCUCCCUUCCCCUAGCUCCUCCCCUCACCCCCCUAAGCUCCUCCUCCCCAGCUCCCUCCCCCAGUUCUUUGACACAAUGAUCACUUUAGCUUGAAGAUGGAACCGUAAUGUUUAUGGGUUAUUUGCCAAUGGGUUAUCUUUUGUAUGUUUUUUGUCUUCUUUUUUUCAGACUAUCCUUUUUAUCGCUGAUGUGUUCAUGUCCUCAUGUGCGUACGUGUCUCCAUGCAGUGGUGGUCCGGAGGCUGCUGGUGCAGAACACUGUGUGGGAGGGGCCUCUGUGCGAUCAUCCUGUGUAACUGAAUGCAAAACGAGGGUCACUACAGACCGUUGUUGAUUGUCUACACUUUGGUUUUUACAAACUGAUCAUGCUUUGUGUUGGACAGUAUUCUGUUGUACCUCCAAGCAGUGUCUUUGAGAUGUGCAAAAAAAGAAGAAAAAAAAAAAGAAGAAAAAACAAUUGAAAACAAAAAAGGACUAAUAAUGAGCUGUCUCAAGGGGGCUGGAGGGUCUGUUGCUUCAACGCUGCUCCUCCUGUUCCCAGGCUGACCCCCCCCCCCUCUUAGCCCCGCUGCACUCCACUUAGCUGCUACGCUUUACAAACCCUCUCCUCACCACCUCCCAACAAACUGAUCAAUCCUGUAGUCCCUCCUUUAUAACCACGGGAAUCACGGCUCCUCGCUCUGUUUCUAUGCAAAACACUAGAGUCCUAGAGGAAGCCCAAUGUAACGAUCUACUCACGCUGACUAUCAUCAGUACUGCACUCUGACUCCGCCCACGGUUAGACCACACCCCUGACCCCCCCCCGCCCUCCUCCCCUCUCCCCCUUUUUUUCGCACAACGCUGAAAAAAAAUAAUAAUGGCGACUGUCACGGUCAAAUUCGGGCCCCCCCCCCGUGCGCCGAUAUUCCAAACCGAUCGGCUGGGAGGAAGGCCUUUUUGUUGCGUCAGCGCUGACGUCACCUUCUCCAUCAUCUUGAUCUCAGGGUAAGAAGAGUUGAUGAAGCUAAAUCCCAGGCGGCACCGCGCCCACCCCACCCCCUCCACGACGCGGUGGUACUGUGAGAGCCGUUGAAACGGCGGAUCCCUGCGUGAAAAAACUAGGAAGAGGACCUAGCCUCUCGUCUGGAAGACUAUCCUAAUCAGUCACAGUGGAAGGGGUGGAGGGUCCACUAAUCUGUCUCGACCCAAGAGGCUUGCAAUUUCACCGGUUCGUUUGACUGGAAAGGGGUGGUGUUGGGGGGGUCCUACAUGCAAGUGACCCCCCCCCCCCCCCAAACAUAUAAAUGUGCCAAUACAAAUGUGCUGUGUGUUCAGAGGGCACCUGGCACCUUGUAGUGGAGGCCCAGCCAGGAGGGGCAGGCCCCACCACUGAGACCCAGUGUGGAGGGUUAUGCUCUUCUGGUUC